Molecule: messenger RNA, 1023 nt
Organism: Sorghum bicolor (sorghum)
Lineage: Eukaryota; Viridiplantae; Streptophyta; Magnoliopsida; Poales; Poaceae
Product: transcription factor APG
Exons: 5
Coding region: 1-1023 (340 amino acids)
Cellular component (GO): nucleus
Molecular function (GO): protein dimerization activity
Source: RefSeq, a predicted model, not a curated record
AUGAACAACGACCCAGAUGCUGCUGGGGAUCCGUGGCGGUGCUGCUACAACAACGCCGGCGAGGCCGCCGCCACCGCCGUGCCCACUUCGGGCGAAACCGGCAGCUUCUUCGCCGACAAGGCCCCGGACUACUCCACAGAUGACCUCUUUGAGCUGGUGUGGGAGCAAGAAGGACAAGAUGGUGGUGCAUCGGGGCCGGCGGUUUCCCGCCUCCGGUCGCGGAGGUUCAGCAAUCCGCCGCCCGAUGUGCGGUUCGAGCCACCGUCGGAGGACGAGAUGGCGGCGUGGCUCAUCAGUGCCAUCGUCAAAGGCGAUGAACUUGUCUGCAACGACGAUGGCGGCCGCCAACCAAUGGCUGAUGACAGUUGGGAUGUGCCGAUGAUGGGGACUACAGCGACGGCGACGAACAAGAAACAAAAGGUUACGCCGGAAGGGAAGAUGGGCACCGAGGAGAUGAGAAAGGCCCCGGCAGGAGGAUCAUCAAGGUCUCACCACGGAGAAGCACACAACCUGACAGAGAAGAGACGGAGACACAAGAUAAACGAGAGGCUCAAGACCCUGCAGCAGCUCGUCCCGGGAUGCAGCAAGUCCAACCAAGCCUCGACGCUGGACCAGACCAUCCAUUACAUGAAAUCGCUGCAGCACCAGGUGCAGGCGAUGUCCGUCGGCCUGGCGUCGCCGGCGGUGUACCCCGUCGUGCAGCCGCAGUGCGUGCCUCCGGCGACGCCAGUGGCCAUGCCAUUUCCAGCAGCUCCGAUGUUCCUCGGCGGCCACCCUCCGUCGACGACGAUGAUGGUUCCCUUCGGGACGACCAUGAUUCCGUUGCCCCAUUACCCUGCUGGAGCCGUGAUGAUGCCUGGAGCAGCCGUGGCGCCCCUGUAUCCGGCAUCGGCUCCUACAACCACUGCAGUAGCGCCUGGAGAUGCCGUGUCUGCCAGCCAUCUUCAUGGCUUUAGCAGCAGAAGCAGCAGUAAAGGAAGCGGAAUGGGAAGUAGCAGCUUGUGCCAAAGUGACAGAACCUGA